Chiroxiphia lanceolata (lance-tailed manakin) is the source of this 6708-nucleotide messenger RNA. It is a transcript of the gene TRAF5, whose product is annotated as TNF receptor associated factor 5. The coding region runs from base 2047 to 3720 and encodes 557 amino acids. Lineage: Eukaryota; Metazoa; Chordata; Aves; Passeriformes; Pipridae. Gene Ontology annotation, molecular function: tumor necrosis factor receptor binding; thioesterase binding; zinc ion binding. The transcript is spliced from 13 exons. Gene Ontology annotation, cellular component: plasma membrane signaling receptor complex. Gene Ontology annotation, biological process: positive regulation of JNK cascade; positive regulation of canonical NF-kappaB signal transduction; protein K63-linked ubiquitination. The record is from RefSeq and is a predicted model, not a curated record.
UCAACUUCAUCCCCUUGAAUCUGCUUGAAACUUGGUCAGGGUUUCAGCACUGAAGUUGGUGCUGGACUGAUUGCAAACAAUAACACUGGCCUGUUGUUCUCUACUCAUCUGCAGACAGAUUGUUUAAAAUUAAGAUCCUGUUCCCACUCAACUUCUCCAUUUGGGGUUUUCCCCAAAGCUUCCCAGAAGCAGAUAGUGCUUCCUGGAGCUGUGCUUACAGAGCAUUACACUUCAUGCAGUGCUGUCUCCUCCUGACAAAACCAGGCGGAUGUGUCCUUCCCUCAGAGCUGCCAGGUUCAAAGAAAGCCCAUGUACAAGCUGUUGUGCUGUUCUGAUGUCAGCCUGGUCCAAGGUGGUGUACAGUCUACAGCUUGACCAGGAAGCACUUUGAGGACAGGUUCAUGGCAAGGAUGAAAGGAUACUUUCUGGUAUAAAAAGCUUGACUGUAGAAGUGAGCUUAGGCUGCGCUUAGAAAUGCAUCUUGGAUCAAUUGAUUUGAUCCCGUAACGAAGCAACAAGCCUGCAAGUUCAUGCCUUUCCUUUUCCCACUGACUUCAUGAUGCAAUGACUAGUCUGUUCCAGAGCUUCAAGGAAGAUUCAGGAGAACAUGCAGGAGGUUGAGAUACCUCUUGGGAGGGCAGAUGGAAAUUGAAAUAGGUUAGAAAUGCUCUGGGAGCAAGCUUAGUUAAAGGGAAAAGGCUAAAGAGGGUAUAUGUUACAUUUACUACAAGAUAGAAGCUUUCUUUGGAAAAAUUAGUAUUUUAAAUAACAAGAGACUUAAAAAUUAUUGCUUUUAUAGAAAAUGAGAUACUUUAUUUUAGGGGAUGAAGAAAAAAAAGCCAAGAGACCAGAAAGCAAGGGGAGGGGGCAGAGAAGGAAAAAGGAAGAGUGGGGGAAGAGAUGGAGUCACUGGCACUGCUGCAAGGGCAGCACAUUUUUUGGCUGGCAAGGGAAGCUGAUGCACAGUCAGUGGAGAUGAAGGCUGCCAAGAAUCCUGUGUGCAUGAUUAAGUUCUGCCUACAAAAUCAUUAGGGCUUAUGGUCACUUAAAUUAUUACAAACCCAAAUAUAAAUGUUUAUUUUCUUAAAAUGGAUUUUGUUUCAGUUUGAGGGUUCUGUUUAAAUGUGACAUGCCUGUGCAGCCAGUAGCAUGAGCUGAUGCGACUGAGCCAGUGCUGUUUCCUCCACGAGCUGACGCUUCACUUCCUGCAGCAAGUGGGUUCACUUGUGCCUGCCAGGGCUGCCAUGGAGGGAUAAACAGGGUUGGACCUGGGUUUUCCAUAUGUCCUUAUGUGUUUCCUGCUGCCCAUGUAUUUUUUUUUUUAAUCACAUCAAUAACCACUUUUGUGAAAGGUAAAAAAUAUUCUGUAUCAUCGAUUAAAAACUGUGAGAACAUCCUUGGUAACCUUGUGUUGCUCCAGAUGGUAAACUCUGCAGUCCCUUCAUCAUUUCAGUAAGGCAAAAUACUUUUCAGUGGCUUGCCUUUUAUCCUAACACUUCUAAAACAUUUUUAUACAUGAUCUUUUUCAAAGGUACUCUGGGGGAUUUCCACUCCCUUGCUGUUUUAAAAUGCUCAUACUGUUGUGUUAACCACAAAGCUUACGCUGGUGCACUCUAUCUCUCUUUCUCUCUCUCUCUCUCUCAUUUUCUCCCCAUUGAGGACCAGCUACCAUUUCCAGUACAGAGAGGCCCAGGUGCUGGAAGCCAGAAGUGGAAGAAGAGCUUCUGUGACCCGCCCGAGUCACUGACAGGAUUAAUAUAGCCAAGGACUUGAACAUAAUUUAAUAAAACUUUGAAAAAGUAGGAGUUUACUGCUAUAAAUGAGGGAUCCACAGAAAAAAGAAAGAUGUCAAGUUAAGAGGCUUCAACUCCUGCAACACCUAAACUGAAGCUGGUGCCGUGUUUCCCUCUGGAAUCUGUCUCAUCCCUCUGCAGAUGCCAGCCCUCCCGCGAGCGGCACCCUGCUGCAAGCAGUAGCUGAUGCAGCGUGGCUGCCAGUGAGUAUUUGAAGAGAUUCCCCCUGUGUCUGGUUCCCAGUGCAGCUCCCAUGGCCUGUGACGAACCCACUGCUCUCUCGGGCAUCUUCACACGCCAGAACUCUGCCAGCACCACCUCUCUGGACUUUGAGCCUGACGCCGACUACAAGUUUGUUGAAACCUUAGAGGAUCGGUACAAGUGUGCCUACUGCCACCUCGUCCUUCACAACCCUCACCAGACAGGAUGUGGGCACCGAUUUUGCCAGCAGUGCAUUCUUUCUUUGAGGGAGUUAAAUGCGGUACCCACCUGUCCUGUCGACAAAGAAACAAUAAAAAUGCACGAGGUAUUCAAAGACAACUGCUGUAAGAGAGAAGUUCUCAAUUUGCAUGUGUUCUGCAAAAACUUUCCUGACUGCAAUUCAAAAAUAAUUCUGGGACGAUAUCAGGAGCAUCUUCAGCAGUGUUUGUUUGAAAGCACGCAAUGCACUAAUGAUGGAUGUUGUGAUCAAAUUCUUCGGAAAGACGUGAAAGAACACUUGAGCCAGCACUGUAAAUUUCGAGAAGAAAUGUGUCAGUACUGUAAUACAUAUGUGGUGUUCAUUAACAUGAAGAAUCAUGAAAAAGAUGACUGUCCUAAUUAUCCUGUGCCUUGUCUCCAAAAUUGUUCACAAAUAAUUCUGAAAAAAGAGAUUGAAAAGCACCAGGCUGUGUGCCCUGAAGCAGAAGUGGACUGCCCGUAUAAGCAGUACGGAUGUCUUGCAAAGGUUAAAAGAGGGAAACUUGCUGAACAUGAAAACACUGCCCUGAGGGAACACAUGCUGCAGAUUUUAGACAAGAACUCCCGGUUGGAAGAACAGAUAUCUGACCUAUAUAAGAGCCUGGAAUGUAAAGAGAUUAAAAUCCAGCAGCUGGCAGAGGCCAUUAAAAAGUGUGAGAAAGAAUUCAGACAGUAUACACAACUGUUUGGUAAAAAUAGCAACUUGAUGGUAAGCACACAGGCUUUGGCCAGCCACCUGGAUAAGUCUGCACGCCUGGAAUCACAAGUGAAACAGCUAAUACAGAUGGCAAACCAGCAGCAGAGUAAAUUAGACUUGCGGCCCCUGUUUGACACAAUCGAAAAUGUAAAACAGAAGAUUGCCCUGAUGGAGACAUACGAUCAGCGCUUGGUUGUUUUGGAAGAUCAGUCCAGCAAACAUGAUCUCCAGAUCAAUAUUCACAAAGCCCAGCUCAAUAAAAAUGAAGAACGAUUUAAGCUUUUGGAAGGCACGUGCUACAAUGGGAAAUUAAUCUGGAAAAUCACAGACUACAAGAUGAAAAAGAAAGAAGCGGUGGAAGGCCGUGUCCUCUCCAUAGCCAGCCAGCCCUUUUACACCAGCCGCUGUGGGUACAGGUUGUGUGCGAGAGCCUACCUGAACGGGGAUGGCUCAGGGAAGGGAACACACAUCUCUCUCUACUUUGUAGUGAUGAGGGGGGAAUUUGACUCGCUGCUGCUGUGGCCUUUCAAGCAAAAAGUUACACUUAUGCUUUUGGACCAAAGUGGGAAAAAAAAUCACAUUGUGGAAGUCUUUAGAGCCGACCCCAACAGCAGCAGUUUCAAAAGGCCAGACGGGGAAAUGAAUAUCGCCUCCGGAUGUCCCCGCUUCGUGCCGCACGCGGUCCUGGAGAACACAAAGAACACCUAUAUCAGAGAUGACACUCUGUUUUUGAAAGUCGUCGUGGAUUUAACUGAUCUGGAGGAAUUGUGAAAAUUGUUCCCAAUCAAUGUGACUGCUUUAACCAUUAAGAACUGCUUUCUUGGUGACUACCAGCCAUGCAAUAGUGAAUUGCCACCAGUCAAGCUACUGAGAAUGUUUCACAGCUUUUGGACUCAUAAGAGAUAAUGAAUUGCCAAAGUGUCAGCCUUUCCUUUUUUAACCCUUUUUUCAAGACUGCAUUUUUAAGGCAGCUAGAAGUCCCGUUUGGUGCAAACAUGCAUUCAAUCCAGAUUGGCUCAGUCCAGGCUGGGGGGAAUGCUUUUCUCCCAUCACCAAACUGGUGUUUGGAGAUGAAACUCCUCCAGUAACCUCCCUGGAGCCCAGGCAGGCCUGUGGGCUCCCAUCCCUCACACAGCAGUGAAGCCAUGCCCAAACGUGCAAAUGCGUUUCACCUGUCUGCAAUAGAAACAUUUCAACAUUAGCAAAUUUGAAUUAAUGUCUUGAUCCCUCCAUCUCCUGGAUUUUUGAAGAGUGGAGAAUGGCUUCAGUCAGGCAGGGAAAACAUUUGCUAAGUAUCUUGCAUUUUUGUAAUUUGUUUUAAUUAUGUUUUUCCAGAAAGCCCAGAGGAAGGCACCAAUGCCUCUUACUUUUUUAGCCUGGUUUUUCAGCUAUAUAGAGUACACCCAGGUCACAACAGCUUUCUUAUGUCCUUUCCUUUCCUGCCUAGUGCCUUGGGACUGAUUUCCAUUAGUGGUAAACAUCCACAGUCCCCAUCUGAAGCCAAAAGCUGCAGGCACUUCUCACCUCUCAGGACAUGGCCAGAGGCAGGGCACUCGGCCAGCCUGCCAGCUCUUGGCUGUGCUGUUGGAAGAGGGGCAAAACUGUUCUUUUUCUUCCACAUCUGUGCAAAAUUGAUGUUUUCUGGCCUACAAGCUUUAUAAAAGGCAGGAAAAGCUUUGGAUAUCUGCCUGGGAGAAAGCCCACGUAACAUGCACUGUUCCUCUCUCCUAGAAAUUUGGAUGUUAGGGGAAGAAGGGGGAAAAGGGAUUAGGGAGUGAGGUUGCAGUAGGAACCCAAUUCUCACAAAUAGUGCAGCUCUAGCGUUUGUUAAAGGGUGACACAGCCACAGUAACAACUGCUGACUGUGUUGUCUGAAGAUCUUAAUUCUCAUUCCAAGUUCCUUCCAUACUGCAAGGGAAUGUGUGCAUUGUAUGGGGUUUAUUGGAGACCCACUAAAACUAUCAAGAUCAGGCACUGAGGAAUAAGUGACACAGAAUACACGUGCCUUUUUAAAGCCUUUUGGGUGCCUGUAACAGGGAUGUAAUUUUGCAUUCUCAGCCAUUUUGUUAUUACAAGUGACAGAGUUUUGCAUCUCUCAUCUCUCACAGAUCAGGUAGUGAAACACCACAGCAUUAUCCAUUGCUCCAAAGCUUAUCAAGAGACAGCAAGACAAUAAGCUGGAUUUAGAGUAAGAGUAAACUAGGCAAGAUAAAAAUCAAAACAGGGCAUGGACUGAAAGGUAUAAGGCAGAAAAUUCAAGAGGGCAAAUGUGGCAAAAUGAAAAAUGCCCUCUCUGUGCGGGAUGUUGAUAUCAACUAAAAUAAUUCAAGGUUUGGUACUAAGAUGAAGGCAAAAUACUGUAUUUUGUAUCUGCAGUCUUAUUGCUAGACAUUUACUUUCCCACGUGGUUUUCAGGACGUAACUCAGACACAUAUAUUUUCAAACUGGGGGGUGGAAGGGAAGAGACCUUAGUAAUCUAUACCUCAUGGUGGGUUAGCACAUCUGAAAUCUUUGUUUUCAUCUGGAAGUCCUUUUUGUUUUACAAUGUCAGGACGUACUGAGCCACCGUAGGGGCUUUCCGUGUUCCCAGAAACAGAUGGCAAGGAACAAAUUGUAUUCUUUUGCACCACCAUGAUUGACUUCAAGAGUAAUUUCAGCUGUACAGCAUGUCCCUAGCAUUGUUACAGAAAGAGAAAGCUUGGUUUGACAGUGGUGUGGCAUUCUGUGUCAUCAACCGUGAGCCUCAGAUGUGGAUUUCAUGUUGAUUAUUACUUCAGUCUUUGUCAGGUAACUUUCAAAGUGACACAACUUGCAUAAUAACCACUAAUAACUGAUGGAAAUGUACCAACCAUGUGUCCUGGGACUCCUCAGUACUUUGAGUAUAAAAUACAGAAAAUGAUAAAGAACUUGGACAAGCAAGGGAGGCAAGAUGGAAAGGAUGUGGUCUGUAUCCUGGGAAAUACCCAGCCCUCUCCGCCUCCACUACCCCAAGCGUAAAAUGGGGAUAAUAAUACUUGCAGAAGUGUUAGAGCUAUUUAAAUGUUUGUGAAGAAGUUUGAGCAUGAAGAGAGCUAAGUAUUAUUAAAACUCCAUUUCUAAUUGUUAGAGUAGGUGAUGGCAUAGUGACAUGGAUAAGUGUUUAGUGUUUUCCUGGACAGAUUUUGAAAUCAUGUUUGGUUUUAGCCAGUUUGUACUGCAAUCUCUCCUCUACCUACUGGUUGGGUUUAGGUUUUUGCCACGAAUAUUCCUCUUAAAAUUUUGAAGCACAAAUGAUUCGUCCUGGGUGUUGGAAACAUCCCUUUAGACAUACUGCCUGUUUUAUAAAGAAUUAGUUGAGAAAAUUGGAUUUUUUUAAAGGCAAGACCUUCUUUAAAUUGUUUGUGGUUUUUUUUAUUACAGUAAUUGAGAGAUUUAUGUUAAAAUUUUCAGUGAUUUUUUUACUACUUGUAAACAGGAUUUUAAACUUCACCCCAUUCCUAAUAAGGAAAAAAAUAUGUUGUAUAGCAUGAAUUGUCAGGAAGAAUUUUGAUGUUGCAUGAAAAAAAUACCAAAAACCUUUUCAAUAAUAUUGUACUGGAUAAGUAACCAAAAGAGCUUAGGGUAUUUCUACAUCAGCAUACAGUAUGUUUCUAAAGUAUUUAUUGACAGUUUGUAGUUGUUUGAAUAUCUCUUACUACAAUGCAGGCAUUUUUCUAGCCAAAUGUCUUCACUGUGUACAUAAACUAAUGUAAGAAUAAAUAAUUUUACCAUCCUUCUGGA